Messenger RNA from Acanthoscelides obtectus, 3943 nucleotides. The record is from the annotation of a GenBank genome assembly. Lineage: Eukaryota; Metazoa; Arthropoda; Insecta; Coleoptera; Chrysomelidae.
CUUGAAUUGGAUGCUACUUAUCUUGCUUCUAGCACCAUGUGAAAUAAGUUGUUUGGAAAAUUUAGCACGAAAUUAGAACCGGUCAAAUACAUAAGCAUACUUCUACUUCGAAAUAUAUGUAUGUAGGUAAUCUCAGUAUUUAGAUUAGACCAAACUCCCCAAAAAAUAAUUUUUACUAUCAAAUUAUAUGUAAAUUUAUUUUUCAUACGGAAUUGCUUAGGCGAAAUAGAUAUGCAAAAUUGAUAAACAAAUUAGUUGUUUAUAAAUACGGUGUUCUGAUUUGUAGAAUAAGCAUUUGAAAUCGAUAAAAUGAAACAUAUUAUACCAGCAGUUAUUCUAGCGUUGUCCUUUUUCUUUGGGAAAAAUAACGCUUUCAAGGUAAUAUGGGAUAAUGAUGCCAUUGUUGAUUUAAAUGAAAUUUUGAAUCAUACUCGAUCUGCAGAAGUUCGAAUGCCAAAUUGGUACUUCAUCUAUCCAGGGACUAAAUGGUGCGGAGCUGGCAAUAUAGCAGAAAACGAGGACGAUUUUGGAGUUUACAGAGAUACAGAUAAAUGUUGCAGAAACCAUGACUUUUGCCCGGAAAUUAUAGAAGGAUAUCAAACUAAAUAUAAUCUCACAAAUCCUUCGUUUUAUACAAGACUACACUGUAACUGUGACCAAGCAUUUUACGAAUGUUUGAAAACUGUGAAUACCAGAACCUCCAAUCAGAUAGGGACACUAUAUUUCACAGGACUUGGUACAAAAUGCUAUAAAGAAGAACAUCCUAUAACAGGCUGCAAAAAACACACAUAUUUUCCGAGGCAAAAAUGUCUUGAAUACGACCACAACACAGACGAACCCAAACAAUGGCAAUGGUUUGAUGUGCCAAACUACUAGAACUUACAUUUCUUCAUCAUUCAAGUCUUUGAUUUCAGUAAACUUCUUCAUUCCAAUAACAUGACUGAAAAACUUGACCUUGGCCAUCAAAAUAGGCAGGUACAAUCUUGAGAUGUUAUAUUCUAGUAUACGGAAGAGAAGUAGGCCGUAUUUCACUACCUCUACUGGUUUCUCUAAAAGAAAAUAUGGAUAAAACUUAAGAAUGUUACUGUGACGAAGUAUUAUACCUCCCCAAUGAUAGUGUUUUUCGUACAAUAAUCUGUAGACAUCAAGUAAAGGCAACGAAUUUUCAUGGAAUAUUACUUUGUAGCAUUCAGCUAUUCUUGCCAAGUGUUCUAUAGAAUAAGUGACAUUAUCUAAAAACAAAGUUAAUUCAACAAUCAAGAUUUAUUUAAGCAAUAACUUGAAUGAAUUUUAUAGCUUUGUAAUAUGUGGAAUUUUGGACCCCUGUGAGAGUGAAUAGCAGCUGUCUACUGGAACUGUAACGGUAUUUUAGUUCGCAUCGAAAGCAAUAUGACCGCUAGGUUCCGCCGAUUCUAGCGAUAUAGUACACGAUAGUCUAGUCGAUAUUGCAAACUAAUAACUGAUGGCACCAAGCUGUCACACUAAGGACUCUCGAUGCAACCCGAGCUACCAUUACAGUUCCAACAAGUAGCAGCUAUUCGCUCUCUCAAUUGUGGAUUCUGGUAAUAGAUGGCGAUCUAUGUGGGUAGACAUUAUACGUUCAAUAGAGGAUACUUUGCUCUGCUUUUGUCCGUUGGUAUAGCUUAGACUGUGCUGAUGAUAGCCAAUAAGCAUGAAACAGAUGUACAAGGUUGGCCGUACAGACUAUACAGUGUACGAGGGAUGUCUUUUAAGUUUUGCAUAUGGAAAUAAAACAACACGGUAGGUAGUUUUAAAUGACUUUAUUGUUUUUCGAAGUAUUCUCCACGAAGAUUAAUGCACAUUUGCAUGCGCUCGAACCAAUUUUCGAAGCACUUAUUCCACUCGUCUGCUGGCGGAUCCAAAACGGCAUUUUUGAAUGCGUCAACUGCUUCUUCUGGUGACUGGAACCUUUGACCACGCAGUCUGUUUUUAAUUUUCGGGAAAGUAAAGAAAUCGUUAGGACUUAGAUCGGGACUAUAUGGACGAUGGUCUAAUAAUUCCACGUUUUCUUCCGUUAAAUACUGCCCUGUUUUUGGGCUGUGUGCGAGCUUGCAUUGUCUUGGUGGAGGAUGAUACUUCUUUCGGGGUUGAUUUUUCGAAACUCGGUGAUUGCUUUUGGCAUACAAAUGGUGGUAUACCAAUCCGCAGUAACGGUUCUUUGCUCAUUAAGAGGAAUUGUUGCAAUAUGACCCGCUUUUGACACAAAUGUCGCGAACAUCUUUUUCGAAACACUUCGAGAACGGAUGACUUUUGUUGGCUUUUCUUCACCUUGGAACACCCAAACAGCCGACGGUCGUUUAUUUUCUGGUGCAUAACAGUAAAUCCACGAUUCAUCACCACUAACAAUGCUGUACACAUUUUUUGAGUUUCCGGAAUUGAAACGGUCAAGCGUUUUUUGACACCAAUUAACCAUGGCUGCUUUCUGCUCUUCAGUCAACAGGAGGGGUAUCCAACGAGAAACUAAUUUUUUUACUCCUAAUUCUUCAUGUAAUUUUUUUUGAAUUGAUGUCUUUGAGAUUUUCAAGGACGCCUCAAUCUCGCGAUAUGUCACAUGUCUAACUUCAAUGAUGAGUUUGCGCACAGCAUCGAUGUUUUCCUGGGUGACUGCCGUUUUUGGUGCACCCACCCUGGGAUCGGCGCUAAGACUCACCCGUCCACGUUUGAAUUCUCCAUACCAACGGGAAAUUGUCGACUGAUGUGGCGCUUCGUUACCAAAAACAGACAGUAACUCAGCAAGGCAUUCUUGUUGCGAUAAUUGUCUCUGAAAGUUGUAAUAAAUUAUGGCGCGAAAUUGUUCUCGGUUGAGUUCCAUUUUUCUAAUGAUUUGGUGACAGUUAAAAAUUCACUGUAGUGAGAACACUGCAAGUAUUGUGAUACUUUGAAUUUAUGUUUACUAAAGAGUGAGGUUAAGAUUCAGUACUGACGUUCGAUCCGCGCGGCCUACUAUGUUUCUAUAUGCAAAACUUAAAAGACAUCCCUCGUAUAAUGUAUAGAGUAUGCAACCAUUUCAUGAAACGUUCGAUCACAUCAUGAAUUGGUCAAUUUUACAAUAUGGCCACGACAAAUAUUGUUUUCGAUAGGAAAGGGAGUUUUUCCUCUACACAAUAUUAGCAACACAGAAAUAAACUGAAAUAUCCACCACAAAAAUGUAGGCUUAUUAAACCCUUGACUUCGCCACUGCAGUGUCCAGUACUUGUUGUACAUAUAGCAUGUUUGACCAGGACGGUAUUUUUAUCGCUCUCCAGAUUCUUCGAGUAAAUUAUACUAUUCGAAUUUUGUACUUACAAACGUUCCUGCAUAUCGUCGCUAUUUUAAAGGUUUCAGCAAUAUCAUCUAAGGGAAAACUACGUAGGCAUUUAAAACAAUACCCAACUGUUUUGCCCUCCUUUGAUUCCACUUGUUGAGCAUUCCCUACCGCGCAUUGUGGACAUUUGUAGGGUGCAAUCGCCUAUAAGCAAAAUUGAACGAGUUAUGUUUUGUAUUCUGGAUAAACUGAAUAUCAGAGAAAAACAUAUUUAUGUCUUACCAAGUGUUUUUCAUACAUACAAAAUGAACAGGAACAAGUGAAAUGGAAUAUUUCUUCAGUAAUGAUAUGUCUUUCAUCAACUCCUAAUAAAGCAUCUACUUCUCUGUAACAUAUUGUAAUCUCUUCACCUUUCCUUAUGACCCUAAUACUUUUCACAACCACAAAGUCAGAAUAUAUACUGAAAAUGAGAUUGCAGGAGAUAGAGAACGGAAAAUGGAAUAAUCAUAAUGCAAGAAUAUCACUAAUAAUGCUACUUGAGAUUCUAUAUUUUAUCUAUCAGUACCAAAAAUGCUGUUGACGGUUCGACUCCCAUCAACAUCAGAUUCUUCCACAGCAUAUACAGGGUCCGGCACUGAAACUUUCUUUUUUCAAUGAUACAAGGUGGCGCGACUGGAG